Messenger RNA from Panicum virgatum (switchgrass), 3818 nucleotides. Its product is annotated as putative multidrug resistance protein. Bases 1 to 3726 code for a protein of 1241 amino acids. Lineage: Eukaryota; Viridiplantae; Streptophyta; Magnoliopsida; Poales; Poaceae. The transcript is spliced from 6 exons. Gene Ontology annotation, cellular component: membrane. Gene Ontology annotation, molecular function: ATP binding; ABC-type transporter activity; ATP hydrolysis activity. The record is from RefSeq and is a predicted model, not a curated record. Gene Ontology annotation, biological process: transmembrane transport.
AUGGGUAGCAGCGCGGCAACGGCCGCAGGGGAGAAGGAAGAAGCGCCGGCGGCGGCGCGGUCGUCGCCGUCGUUCAUGUCGGUGUUCGCGCACGCGGACGCGGUGGACGCGGCGCUGAUGCUGCUGGGCCUGGUGGGCGCCAUGGGCGACGGCUUGUCGUUCCCGGCGACGCUGCUCCUCUUCAUCCGCGUCACCAACGACUUGGGUCGCGGCCCCGGCCUCGUCCGGGAGUUCACGUCCAGGAUAGACGAGAACGCGAGGAACCUCGUCUUCUUGGCGUGCGUCUCAUGGGUCAUGGCGUUCCUAGAGGGCUACUGCUGGGCGCGCACGGCGGAGCGGCAAGCGUCGCGGAUGCGGGCGAGGUACCUGCGAGCGGUGCUCCGGCAGGACAUGGAGUACUUCGACCUCAGGGCGGCCGGCUCGGCGUCGGAGGUGGCGACCAGCGUCUCCAGCGACAGCCUCGCCGUGCAGGACGCGCUGGCAGAGAAGCUCCCGAACUUCGCUAUGAACGUCGCCCUGUUCGUCGGCUGCUACGUCCUCGGCUUCGCGGUGCUCUGGAGGCUCGCGCUGGUGGCGCUGCCGUCCGCGCUGCUGCUCGUCGUCCCCGGGGUCGUCUAUGGCCGGUUCCUCGCCGGCAUCGCCCGCCGGAUCAGGGACCAGUACGGGCGCCCGGGCGCCGUCGCCGAGCAGGCCGUGUCGUCGGCGCGCGCCGUGUACGCCUCGGUGGCGGAGGGUAGCACCGUCGCGCGGUUCGCCGCCGCGCUCGAGGAGUCGGCGCGGCUCGGGGUAAAGCAGGGGCUCGCCAAGGGCGUCGCCCUCGGCAGCAACGGCGUGACCUUCGCCAUCUGGGCCUUCAACAUUUGGUACGGCAGCCGCCUCGUCAUGUACCACGGCUACCCGGGCGGCACCGUCUUCGCCAUCUCCUCCGCCAUCGUCAACGGUGGCCUGGCUCUGGGGAGCGGGCUGUCGAACGUGAAGUACUUCUCCGAGGCGGGCGCGGCGGCGGAGAGGAUCCUGGAGGUGAUCCGUCGGGUGCCCAAGAUCGACUCGGCGAGCGACGACGGCGAGGAGCUGCCCGAUGUCACCGCGGAGGUGGAGUUCAGGAACAUCGGCUUCCGCUACCCGUCGCGACCGGAGUGCCCAGUGCUCGCUGGUUUCAGCCUGCGCGUGCCGGCGGGGCGCACGGUGGCGCUAGUCGGCGGCAGCGGCUCGGGGAAGUCGACGGUGAUAGCACUGCUAGAGCGUUUCUACGACCCAUCGUCCGGGGAGGUCCUGCUGGACGGCGUCGACAUCCGGCGGCUGCGGGUCAAGUGGCUGCGCUCGCAGAUGGGGCUUGUCAGCCAGGAGCCACCAUUGUUGGCGACAUCGAUAAUGGAGAACAUACAGUUCGGCAAGGAAGACGCCACGGUGGAGGAGAUCAUCGUUGCUGCCAAGGCGGCCAACGCACACGACUUCAUCACGAAGCUGCCGCAGGGCUACAACACACAAGUGGGUGAGAGUGGUGUCCAAAUGUCUGGCGGGCAGAAGCAGAGGAUUGCUAUAGCCAGAUCAAUCUUGAAGUCGCCCAAGAUCCUCCUGCUCGAUGAAGCCACGAGUGCACUGGACACGGAGUCGGAGCGUAUCGUGCAAGAGGCGCUUGACCUAGCCUCUACGAGUCGAACAGCUAUUGUUGUUGCACAUCGCCUCUCCACCAUCCGGAAUGCUGACAUGAUCGCUGUCAUGCAGUCCGGUGAAGUCAAAGAGCUAGGCUCCCACGAUGAGCUCAGUGCUAUUGAGAAUGGCCUCUACACAUCUCUUACUCGUCUUCAGCAGACUGGAGACUUACAUGAAGUCCAUGAGAUCAGCAGAAUCGCUAGUACAUCUGUUGCUGCUGGACAAUCCAAUAGGCACAACAUGAGCAGGGAGUCAUCUUUGGGACGAGAUGUAGGAAACGAUGACAGUAUAGAGAAGUCGUCAUCAUCAAUGCCUCCAGUCCCAUCCUUCAGAAGGCUACUUAUGAUCAGCAUACCAGAGUGGAAGCAGAUGCUAAUCGGGAGCUUCAGUGCUGUUGUGUUUGGAGGCAUCCAACCCGUGCAUGCAUAUGGAAUGGGGAGCAUGUUUUCAGUCUACUUCUUGGCAGAUCAUGCCGAGAUUAAGGAAAAAACUAGGGUCUAUGUUCUCUUGUUUGUUGCUCUUUCAGUGCUCUCAUUCUUGCUCAAUAUUGGACAGCAUUACAGCUUCGGUUUCAUGGGCGAAUACCUCACAAAGAGGAUCAGGGAACAGAUGCUAGCAAAGGUCCUUACAUUUGAGAUUGGGUGGUUUGAUCGUGAAGAGAACUCUACUGGUGCCAUCUGCUCGCAGCUAGCCAAGGAUUCCAAUGCGGUGAGGUCACUCGUGGGUGACCGAAUGGCUCUGCUUGUCCAAGCAGGCUCUGCGGUGCUCAUCGCCUGCACCAUGGGCAUGGUCAUCGCUUGGCGUUUUGCGGUUGUCAUGUUAGCAGUGCAGCCUCUGAUCAUCAUCUGCUUCUAUACUCGGCGUGUCUUGCUAAAGAGCAUGUUCAAGAAGUCAGUAGAAGCACAGUCUCCGAGCAGCAAGCUGGCCGCUGAAGCUGUGUCCAACGUUCGCACUGUCAGUGCCUUCUCGUCCCAAGCUUGCAUCCUACGCCUCUUUAAGCAAGCACAGAAUGGGCCACACAAGGAAAGCAUUCGGCAGUCAUGGUUUUCGGGGCUCGGCCUGGGCACCUCCUUGGCCCUUAUGACAUGUUCAUGGGCCCUUUAUUUUUGGUACGGCGGCAAGCUCAUGGCCGAGCACCACAUCGACACCAAGGAGCUCAUGCAGACCUUCAUGAUCUUAGUGACCACAGGGCGUGUGAUUGCAGAAGCAGGUAGCACAACAACGGAUCUUGCUAGAGGCUCGGAUGCAAUUGCUUCAUUGUUCGCUGUUCUUGACAGGGAAACAGAAAUUGACCCUGACAGUCCUGAUGGGUACAAGCCAGAGAAGAUCAAAGGCGAGGUGGACAUUCUGAACAUUGAUUUCGCAUACCCAUCAAGGCCAGAUGCAGUCAUCUUCAGAGGAUUUUCCUUGAGCAUACAGCAGGGCAAGUCAACGGCACUCAUUGGGCAAAGUGGCUCCGGCAAGUCAACCAUCAUCGCGCUUAUCGAGCGAUUCUAUGACCCACUUGCAGGGGUGGUGAAGAUCGACGGCAGAGACAUAAGAACAUACAAUCUCAGGGCAUUGCGGCGACACAUUGGGCUGGUCAGCCAGGAGCCAACACUGAUUGCAGGCACCAUUAGAGAGAACAUCAUGUACGGUACGGAAACCUCGAGCGAGGCAGAAGUCGAGGAUGCUGCGAGGUCUGCAAAUGCACAUGAAUUCAUCAGCAACCUCAAGGAUGGGUACGACACGUGGUGCGGCGACCGAGGCUUUCAGCUCUCCGGAGGGCAAAAGCAGCGCGUCGCGAUCGCUCGUGCCAUCCUGAAAAACCCUUCCAUCCUGCUGCUAGAUGAAGCUACAAGCGCGCUGGACAGCCGGUCUGAAAAUGUGGUUCAGGAGGCGCUGGACCGGGUGAUGAUCGGCAGGACAACUGUAGUGGUGGCGCACAGGCUCACCAGCAUCAUGAACUGCGACAUGAUCGCCGUGCUUGAUAGGGGAACGAUUGUGGAGAAGGGGACACAUGCAGCCCUCAUGGCCAAGGGUCCCUCCGGCACUUACUUUAGAUUGGUUAGGUUGCAGCAAGGAUGCAACUGACGCAGCUGGUUCUGUGACAAUACAGCAUCGUUUUCCAAUAUUCAGCAAACCAAUGAAAUUUCCUGUGGCAAAAUGGGUCCCGCACGGGAGAG